This is a messenger RNA of Didymodactylos carnosus, 1297 nucleotides long. Lineage: Eukaryota; Metazoa; Rotifera; Eurotatoria; Philodinida; Philodinidae. The record is from the annotation of a GenBank genome assembly.
CAGGAAAUACUGGUCGACCGCAAGGAUGCAACGAGAUUGAUUUGGCAGCUUUAAGUAACGUAUCGAAUGCCACUGCUCUGAAGAGAACUCCAGCAACAGAUGAGUUCUACAAGUAAGAGCCUAUACUACUCUAUACAAGUAUUUAAAGUUCUUCAUUGUUGAUUUUGUGAAUAGUAUUUUAUUAUUGGGUAAAAGUGAUGGUAUAGAAAAUUUUGGUGUGCCUGGACGAUACUAUGCACUUGUACUGUUCGGCGCGUGGAUUAUCGUGUGCUUGUGUAUCAUACGCGGCGUUAAAUCAUCGGGAAAAGUUGCUUAUUUUACCGCCAUAUUUCCCUACAUUGUAUUACUUAUACUAAUCAUCCAAAGUGCAACACUGAAAGGAGCUGUCGACGGUGUGAAAUUUUAUAUUAUACCAAAACUAAAGACAAUCGGUGAAUUUAAGACUUGGCAGGCAGCUGCAGGACAAGUCUUCUUUUCUCUGGGUUUGAGUUUUGGUUCAUUAAUUGCCUACUCAAGUUCAAACAAAUUUAAUAAUAACUUUUUCCAGCAAAUGUGUAUUGUUGUAUUAUGCGAUUGCUUCACGGGUGUAUUCGCCGGAUUUGCUGUCUUCUCCACCAUUGGUUUUCUAGCUAAAGAACUCAAUAGCACUGUUGAGAGUUAUGCACAAGCAUCAGGACCGGGCCUCGCGUUUAUUACUUAUCCAGAAGCCAUUACAAAAAUGCCAGCCAGUCCAUUUUUUGCCAUUAUAUUUUUUCUCAUGUUAUUAGCACUUGGCCUUGGCUCACAGUUUGCAUUAACCGAUGUUCCGAUCACCUCACUGUGUGAAUUCUUUCCAGCACUAUCCCGUAAAAGACCAUAUGUUGUUAUUGUCACAUGUAUUGUUUCCUUUCUUAUCAGUUUGCCAUUUACUUGUCCGGGUGGCUAUUAUUGGUAUGAGCUGAUACAAGAGUAUGCAGCUGCUUUAUCCGUACUUGUGGUUGGCUUUUUUGAAGUUGUUUGUAUUUCAUACAUAUAUGGUUUUAAUCGAUAUAUGAACGAUGUGAAAAUGAUGUUAAGAAAACGCGCAGCUGAAUAUUAUUUAUUUUUAACUUGGAGAAUAACUGCUCCUCUUCUCUUGUUGUCUCAAACUAUCAGUUAUGAUACCAGAAAUCAUCUAGUGCCCGAUCAAAAUUAUGAUGAAAAACCACGCUAUUUGGAAGCAUUUACACGUAAUAACGCGCCAGCUCACGAUUGGGGACCAAAGAAGAAUGCGAAUCGUAUCGGAAAUUACGCACAUUUGAAUAAAAAUUUGCAACCA